Molecule: messenger RNA, 1944 nt
Organism: Cyphellophora attinorum
Lineage: Eukaryota; Fungi; Ascomycota; Eurotiomycetes; Chaetothyriales; Cyphellophoraceae
Exons: 2
Coding region: 1-1944 (647 amino acids)
Source: RefSeq, a predicted model, not a curated record
AUGGGUGUCGAGCCAGAUCUCGAAACAGGCCUCUUCAACAGACAAAACCCGCGGACUCUUUCGAUGGACAUCAGCCAGACUCAUGGAGGGGCCAUGCGUGUUGAAAACCCCCGGGAGGAAGUGAGGCCUCCUCGAGCGUGCUCUCCACAGUACCAACGUCCAGAAAGUAUUGAGCUGCCAUGUUCCCGAAGCACCAGCGACUACCCAUACACGGCGAAGACCAACGCAUACGGCCCCACCCGAAGACGACACUACAACAGCAUUUCGCGCUCAGUUUCACGUUCACGCUCACGCUCGCCCAUUCGCAGGCAUCGCCAGCCCCGGCUUGGAGUUCGCAGCGUUCCGUCGCUGUCUAGCAGUAGCACGUCGCAAUUCACUUCUGCGUACAGCUUUUCCCUGGACGUCCCGAGAGACGACAACUUGUUCCAAGGAAGGCCCAGGUUGCGCGACUCAAAGGUCUUCAGUACAUCUGGUCACCGCCGCAGAGCGACUUCGUCAUCCAAGCCUAGCAAAACUGAACUAGAGGCGGCAAAUAUCUUCGACGACAUCUUCACGCGCAAGGUCGCGCACGUGAAGAAGACUGGGCCUUUCCGUGUCAUCGACGGGUUCUAUAACUUGCACAUAUCGCUGUGUCGUGCGGCUCUGAUCACAGCUGCACUCAGUAGCGACAGCCAUGGCGAGGAGGAGAAUCUAAACAGCGCGCGCGAGAUUGGUAAUCUCCUAGAGGUCCGCGAAUCUGCCCUCAAAGAGCUUAAACACUAUGACGAUGUUUGCAAAAUGCAACGAAACUACCACAUCGACCCUUCACAUGGCCCCUGGAUGAAGGUUGACAUGUGGGUAAUGUACGGCUGCCGAAACGCGGCUCUGGUAGAGUUCGCACGCUAUGCCAAAGCAGUGCACCCAGCCAAGCGUGAUGACUACAAUGCUGUCUUGAUCAGGAAGUUGUCUGAUUGUUUCAUAAUGGGGAGGAAAAUGGUAGCAAACUACGGCGAGGACCGGUCCAGUCUGCCUGCCUCGCGGGAAGUAGAGGCAUUACUGGGAUUUUGGAAGCGCCUUUGGUUGGCACUAAUCGCAGGUACCGCUGUCGUUGUGCCCAUGCUGAUCAUGACACUUCACCCGUCGCUUGGAAGCAGUCUUGGUACAACAUCUGCGUCUGUCUUUGCUGUUGCGGUUGGGCUUGCAUGGAUCAUGAAGAGCGCUGAGAGUAAGGAUGUCAUCAUUGCUACAGCUGCUUAUGCUGCUGUAUUGGUCGUGUUUGUUGGUGCGGGACCUUCGGCAACACCCAACCAGGACCCAACUGCUGGCCGCAAUACAAUCACGCUGUCCAGUGGAGGCACUGCCGCGAUCUCUGUUGGUGCGGGCAUUAUCGGGUCCAGCAUACUUAUCGGCGCCUUGGUCCAUCGGCAGCCCAUUAAGUUCAAGAGACGGAUGGCCUCCAUCGUUCUCAACGCGCCGGCUGUGAUAACUAGUGUUCCCGCCGAACUGGGCAAGAAAUGGCGUCGGCGCUUUGGAGCUAAGAGCAACGAUUCGUCCACUAGCGUCACUGAGAAGAAUACAUCAGACAGAACCGACGAGGCUGCGUCACGAGACUCGGCCCGUUCCUGGUCAUCAAACUACUCCGACUCGUCCUCUCAAAGCUCCAAGCAAAGCUCUCGGCGUCGCAGGCGCAAUGCGAGAUCGCCAAGGCGAGCAUUCUACGACGAUUGGCGAAGCGAGGACUGGGACACUACCAGCGAAAGUGGGAACGGAGGCAAGGCCUCGCUCGAGGUACUGAUGGAAGCGACGGCUCAAGCCACGAGCGCACCAGCGACAAGCAAAAAGGCUCGAGGUGGCUCGAAAAGCUCACUCCGAGAAGAGCCAACAGCUCCUUCACGCCAGUCGCAUAUAACUACAUCCGCUUCUGAAUCAGCGCUGGAUCUCUCACCAGCCUGUAAGCACCAAUAA